Molecule: messenger RNA, 4305 nt
Organism: Anopheles marshallii
Lineage: Eukaryota; Metazoa; Arthropoda; Insecta; Diptera; Culicidae
Product: nephrin-like
Exons: 22
Coding region: 1-4305 (1434 amino acids)
Molecular function (GO): protein binding
Source: RefSeq, a predicted model, not a curated record
AUGGAUGGGCCGGUCGGUACACUCGAGAAGGAUGAAACACUAAUUUGGCCCUCGUACACAGCAUUAAUCUUCAUUCCUUCAUUCCGGGCCGGGUCAGCCCGACACGUGCUGCCGAUGGUGCUGCACUGCACAGCCGAGCAGCAAAAAUUUAGACUGACACCGGUGGAUCUGGUCGCUUCGGAGGGCACCGAGGCGCUGUUGCGAUGCGAAAUCCACAACGCAGCCGGUUCGGUGCAGUGGACCAAGGAUGGUUUUGCGUUGGGGUUCACGCAGAGCAUACCGGGGUAUCCCAGGUACUCGGUGCUCGGUGACAGUGGCCAGGGCAUCUACAACCUGCGGAUAGUGAACGUCACGCUCGAGGAUGACGCCGAAUAUCAGUGCCAAGUGGGCCCUUACAUGCAUCACACGCUGAUCCGCGCCAAGGCAAAGCUGACCGUAAUAGCUCCGCCGGCAUCGGUUCAAAUCCAGGGCUACAGCCAACAUGCAAAGGUCGAAGUUCGGGAGGGCCAGGAGCUGUCACUCACGUGCGUCGUACCACACGCGAGACCGGCCGCCCAGAUCGUUUGGUAUCGGGCCAACGUAGAGUACAAAGCAGAUACUAUCGACACAAAGACCACAGAAACGGAAGAUCGACGGUACACCGUAACGUCCAAGCUGCGCCUGCAACCGACCGCGGAAGAUGACUACAUCGACUACACGUGCCAAGCCCGACACCCGGCAAUCCCGGAAGACCGUCCGAUGCAGGCCACCGUACAGCUGUCAGUGCUCUAUCCUCCCGGAGCACCAUACAUUGAUGGAUACGCACCGGGCGAAGCGGUGCGUAAAGGACAGCACGUUAAACUGGUGUGCCGCAGCCGGGGUGGCAACCCGCCGGCUCAGCUGAUCUGGUACAAGAACGGAAAUCAGGCCCGCAUGGCCUACCGGACGACUGAUCGACUGUCGGAAAACAUUUACUCCUUCGUAGCGGAAGCGACUGACAAUAAGGCACGCUUGCGUUGCGAAGCCAACAAUAUAAUGGCGACCAAGAUUCUUAAAGCUGAGGUUACGCUUAAUGUGUUGUUUGCUCCGACACAAGUGAUAGUUUCCGGACCAUCGGAAGCACGGAUAGGCGAUAGUGUGACCCUGCAGUGCCAGACAACGGCGUCGAACCCGGCUGCAGACAUCAAAUGGGUUGUAAAUGGAAAGCAGGUGGCAAACGCUUCGGCGAAAGUUGUUCCAAGCCCGGAAGGAGGAUGGGUUACUACCUCCAACAUAACAGCUACGGUGGAAGCCAACAAACGUUCGCUGGUUGCCAUUUGCCAUGGCGUUAAUAUGCAACUGCCCGAAAACGUGCAAUCCACUCACACCGUCAAUGUGCUACUUCCUCCUGGACCACCGAUUAUUUCCGGUUACACGGAAGGAUCCAUUUUGGCGGAGGGUACGAAGCAUAAGCUCAUGUGCAUUUCGUCGGGCGGCAAUCCAUUAGCAACGCUGGUUUGGUACAAAAACGAUAAAAAGAUCAAAUCCAUAAGCAAAACGACGGACCAGUCGGUGUCUGCCGAGCUGUCGAUAAAAGCGAACGUAACCGACAAUCAGGCUCAGUAUCGGUGUGAAGCACACAAUUCGGCCACCGAGAUUCCGCUCUUCGAGACGAAAGUUCUGACCGUGCACUUCGCUCCGGAGACGGCCAAGAUACGGAUGGAACCGGCGGAACUACGGCCCGGUAUCGAAGCAACGCUGAUAUGUGACUCCAGCUCCAGUAAUCCACCGGCAAAGUUAGCCUGGCGGCACGAAGGAACCAUUCUGGAAGGAACGAACAACUCCUCCAAGCCUGGACUGUGGGGCGGUACCGUGUCUUCGCUCGAGCUGAAGCUGAACAUCACGCAGGAUAUGGAUGGCCACGUAUACACCUGCCAAAGUACGAACGAGAUGCUGCAGCGUAGCAUCAAUGUGGCUGUCAAUUUGCCGGUGCUGUAUGAGCCCCAGUUCGCACCGCCGGACGAAACAACUGUCGGCGGGGUGGAAGGAGAGCCACUGGCCGUUGCCCUGGUCGCGACCGGUAAUCCCUCGUCCAUCGCCUACACCUGGACCAAGGACGGACAACGGAUCGCAUCGUCCGGUGUACCGAGAAUCGUCUCGGAAGGACCGAUCCUUAACAUUACCAAGCUGAAGUGCUCGGAUGCCGGCGUGUAUACGUGCGAAGCCAUCAACUCCCAAGGGUCGGCGAUGAUUAAUAUCACCCUGCAAGUCAAGUAUGCUGCGACGAUAAAAUCCAUUUCCAAACCCGUUAUCGUAAACCCGGGCGAGGACGCAAUACUAAACUGCACCGUUGACGGAAACCCAUUAACGCCGGAACACGUACGCUGGGAGCGCAACGGGUACGAUCUGAAGGCAAAAACGACCACGGCCUACGCCAACGCAACCGGUACGCUGGUGGUGAAGGAUGCGCACCGGGAGGAUGUGGGCAAUUUCCGGUGCAUCGCUGAUAAUCAUGUUGCCGAGCCGGCGAGCCGCGAUGUGCUAUUGAUUGUCAAAUUUGCACCAGAGAUAGAUAAAUCGUCCGCGAUGCUUCGGGCUGCCUCGGGCCCUGGUGAUCAGGCUCGUCUACCCUGCCGUGCACAGUCCGCCCCAGAACCCACCUUCCACUGGAUUCGGUCCGGCCAGGAACUGAGCGUCAACCGAACGUCCAAAUACCAAACCAUCCAGCGUCAGCUCGACCCCCUAACGUACGAAUCCAUCCUUCUAAUCGAGCGCAUUUCCUCGUCCGACUAUGGCGAGUACGAGUGCCGGGCGAAGAACGAUCUCGGAAGUGGUGCCGGUGUCGGCCGACUGGAUGUAAAAUCAGCCCCCGAACCACCGGCCACCUUAACCGUGCUGAACGUAACGCACGACACCGUUACGCUCGGCUGGGAGCCCGGCUUCGAUGGUGGACAUCGUGCCAGCUACCGGAUACGCUACCGGGAAGUGACCUCCGAACGGUACCGGUACGAGGAUGGUCCCCCAAACGCCCGGCAGCUUACCGUGUCUGGGUUGCGUAGCAACACGCUCUACCUCUUCUCGAUCAUGGCCGCCAACGUGCUCGGUGAGAGCCGUUACCUGCCCGAUUUGACCCGCGCCCAAACCCGAGAACCACCGCCAACCGAUACCGUCUCGUCCGUGCUCGGCAGCAAGCCACCGAUGGAAUCCUCAUCCUUUCUGGGUCCCUCGUCAACGGUCGGACCGUCCGGGUUGCUGCUGCUUGGAAUCGGGGUCGCGGCCGGCAUCUGCCUGGUCCUGCUCAAUAUCCUUCUUAUCGGAUUCUGUCUCUACCGGCGAGGACUCCCCGGCAUGAGCCCCGGUACACAUCGUGCACACCGUGGCCACAAACACAACAACGCACCGUACACCAGUGGCGUCGGUGGUGAUGGUAAUGACUCCGCAAAUCCGAACAGUAAAUCGGCCACAAUCGAAAUGUAUGCGCCCAGCUCGUACAACGACACAGUCACCGGUGAGACACUGUCGAGCGUUUCGGAGAAGAGCGAUGCUUAUUCGAACGACGGUAGUCAGCCAGAUUUUAUGGAUGAGACUCGUAAAAGGGCGGUCUCCACGUACCUUAUCGAUGGAGGUGAAAUGCAACCACCGCGGUAUCAGCAAGACAGCAACUUACCUCACUACGCUAGCAAUACUGGUACUGAAAGUGGAUAUGAUCAAUCCGUACCCACCGAUAGACUUAAUAACUCCACUAUGGAUGGUUCGUACUACCACAUGAAUAACGACCGUUUCUAUCCUCCGAUGGAUUAUCCGGGCGUUGAGUUUCCAACCUCCCCAUUACCUGUACUACCCUCCGUAGUCGGGGGAGAAAGCUCCUCCGAAACGUUGCGAAGGGUUGCCCGAACGAUGGUGCCACCGCCGGACGUAACGCAUCACACACACCACCGAACAGCCGGCCAUCUGCCCGAUGGCAGUCUAUCGUCGACGAUCCCUCUCGGCAGUCUCAGUGCCAGCAUCUCGCAAGCCGUCCAAUCGACACCGAAGCAACCGCAAGGCAUCCUGAAAGAUCCAAAGCGCAGCAAUAGUUCCGCUAGCGGAAGUCACACCUAUUCGACACUGCCACACCAGCAACAGCUGUACAGUGUACACAACCCAUCGCCCAUCCCAUCGGACCAGUACAUUGGGGGGCCAAGCAGUGGUUUCCUGGUGAUGGAACCGCACGGACACACCGUGCACGUUGGUUCCAGCUCUGGUGGUAGCUUGCUGAUGGGAGCGUACGAUCCGCCAGCCAGUUCCAGUUUGGCGUCAUAUAAUGUGUCCGUUGGGUAUACCGACUCGGAUGGACAUCUCGUUUAG